Messenger RNA from Didymodactylos carnosus, 1101 nucleotides. The record is from the annotation of a GenBank genome assembly. Lineage: Eukaryota; Metazoa; Rotifera; Eurotatoria; Philodinida; Philodinidae.
AUGGAUCUGACAUCCGGAAGUAGAAGAAAAGUCUUGAACAUUUUAUCAAUGUUCAGAACAUUCGCAUUGCCAGUGACAAUAUGCUGUUUACUGUCAUUUGUUUAUUGCAAGACAACAGGGGAGUUUGGAACUGUUAUUGGUAUUGAUCUGGGUACCACAUACUCGUGUGUUGUUGGAGAUGCUGCUCAAAAUCAGCUGUUAUCCAAUCCAAAUAAUACGAUAUUUGAUAUAAAACGCUUAAUCGGCCGUGAAUUUUCAGAAGAAACUGUUCAGCAGGAUAUAAAACAUUUUCCAUCUGAAGUUGUUAAACGUGACAAUAAACCAGUAAUUAGAAUACGCAGGAAGUCAUCUCGUUUUACUCGGGCGAUGGUGUACCUACAGCAGAAACUCGGAUGGACAGAAACAGGUGGAAAAACGUUUGCCCCAGAAUUAUAUUAUACGCCAGAAUUUGUACAAGACAGCUCUCAGCGUCAAGCUACAAAAGAUGCUGGCAAGAUCAGCGGUUUAAAUGUGUUGCGCAUCAUCAAUGAACCGACAGCUGCAGCGCUCGCAUAUGGAUUAGAUAAAAAACAGGGCCACAGCAAUAUUCUAGUGUUCGACCUUGGUGGUGGUACAUUCGAUGUAUCAAUAAUGAAAAUUGAUAGCGGUGUUUUCACAGUACUUGCUAUAAAUGGUGAUACACAUUUAGGUAAUACAAAUAACUUCAAGUAUGUCUCGUGUCAUAGUAAGGUAAAUAAAAGUGGUCGUUUAACUCUCAAAUCUGGUUUCGAUCUCAAUCUGAGAUCAGAAUUAAAUGAAAUUAUUAACAAUGAUCAAUCUGUACGCUCACAAAUAGCUUCUCUACAGCAACAGACCAGUACUGACCAAUCAAAUAGUCCCAGUAGUAGUAAUUCAAAAGCAAAUUCUGACACAAGUAAUGAUCUUGAUAUUACUAAUAUUUCCUUAUUAAAUAUAGUGGAAUCGGUAAUCUGUGCCAAAAUCGAAAAACGUUUGAAAGAAUUUGAAAAUCGCAUUGAUGAUAUCCAGGCACAUCUUCAUGAAACGGAGUGGUAUAACAGAUCUUUUAAUCUACGAUUCUUAAACGUUCCAGAACAAAAAUAA